GUGGACCAACUACUAUAUAUGAUAUUGCUUAAAAUGUUCGCCACCAACUUUGAAAAUCAAACGUAUAGGUAUUGCCAUAAAUAAAAAUCCUAGAAUUUAAUUUAAUUCCUUUUUCCUUCACAUCUCAAAACUCAAAAUUGCAAAACAUGGAGCCCAAAAGACCUGGGAACGAGCAGAAGGGAAAAGAAGCUCGGUACCGGGGGAUUCGAAGACGGCCGUGGGGUAAAUUUGCAGCGGAGAUUCGUGACCCUUCGAGAAAUGGAGCUCGACUUUGGCUUGGAACAUUUGAUACAGCAGAGGAGGCUGCAAGGGCAUAUGACAGAGCUGCUUUUGCUUUCAGGGGCCAUUUAGCCAUUCUUAACUUCCCAAAUGAAUACCAAUACGGGAAUACGAGCUCUUCGCCGGCGGAAUCUUCUUCGGUUUCCGGUGGUGUUGGUAAAGGUGGUAUGUCUAGAGCGCAAGAAGUUGAAGUUAUAGAGUUUGAGUAUUUGGAUGAUAAGUUGUUGGAGGAGCUUCUUGACACACAAGAGGAUAUGCAGGAGAAGAGUUCCAAGUGAUACUGGAAACUAACAUGACUACUUUGGGUUUUAUUUUUUUUCUCUCUUUUUUUUUUUUUUUUUUUUUUUUUGGGUGGCUUAAGUUUCCUCAUCAAAUUCAUUUUGGAAAAUGACUUUGCUAGAUGGAUUCAAAUGCAAUAUUUUUCAUUUUUUCGUUUUUCAUUUGUUUUGGGCUUUUUCCUUAAAAUGUAAGGGUUUGGUUCAAGUUCAUGAAUGAUAUAAAAUUGGGUAUAUCAUACACAUGCAAAAUUUGUUAAGCUAUCCCAGCAGCCAAUGAUGUUCCUUGAGUGGUACAAUCAGCUUUUUGUUUUAUGUAUUGAUUAAGGAGAAACACUAUUAAUCAAUAUGCAUGUUAGAAUGGCUCUGCCCAAAAAGCAGUGAACAUAUGA
Molecule: messenger RNA, 946 nt
Organism: Ziziphus jujuba (common jujube)
Lineage: Eukaryota; Viridiplantae; Streptophyta; Magnoliopsida; Rosales; Rhamnaceae
Product: ethylene-responsive transcription factor ERF098-like
Exons: 1
Coding region: 147-557 (136 amino acids)
Biological process (GO): ethylene-activated signaling pathway; regulation of DNA-templated transcription
Molecular function (GO): DNA binding; DNA-binding transcription factor activity
Source: RefSeq, a predicted model, not a curated record